AUGUUCUCAGCAAAUAAACGAAAACAAUUUACAUCAUCAAACCCAAAUGAUACAAUCCCUCAAAUACCACGCCGAAAUGUUAAUUCUUCCUCAAAGACCUCUUCCACAAAAAUUGUUCCAAAACUCGUAUUACAAAAAGACACCAAGGCUCCAAAACCUUUUGAUACCUCCGAAAAAACUGCUCAUGACAGUUCUACUUCUUCUCCGAUUACUAGUAAUAGUAGCAUUUAUGAUACUCCAACUAUUAAAUUUACUUCAAAAAAUCUCUCUGACAUUGAUGGUUCUUCAAAUGAUCAAUCAAAACAAACCUUUCCUUCUUCAAAAAAAGGUUUAUCGAAUAUUAAUUCGCAAACUGAUAAUAUUCCAAAUUAUUUAAAAUCUCGAAAACAACAUCAUCUUAAACGUAUGGAAUCUGCUCCUGUAAUACAUACUCCUAAUGUUUCGACAAACGAUGAAAAUGAAAAAACCACAAUGCUUGCCAAGAAAUCUGACGCGUUUCAUCAAGCUGCACUUAAAGCUUAUAUGGAAUCAUUCGAUUUUGAAAAAGAUCCUAUUGAUAUCGCGUUAAG
Cetraspora pellucida is the source of this 569-nucleotide messenger RNA. NCBI's taxonomy places the organism in Eukaryota, Fungi, Glomeromycota, Glomeromycetes, Diversisporales, Gigasporaceae. The record is from the annotation of a GenBank genome assembly.